AUGGCACAGGAGAUAUUAGCGAUUUGCCCACCUUGCUUCCCCCGCCCGUCGCCCUCGCUCUUCCCGCGCACCGCCUCCUCCCCGCCCGUCGCCUCGCCUCCUCCCUGCCCGUCGCCUUUGCUUCCUCCGCCCGCCCUCGCUUCUCCUCUCCUGUUGCCCUCGCUUCCCAUACCCGCCGCCCUCGCUUCCCCGCCCGUCGCGUACCGCCUCUUCCCUGCCUACCACCCUCGCUUCGCGGGUCGCCAUCGCCGCCUGCCCCUCCCGUCGACCUCGCUUUCCCCCUCCCGUCGACCUCGCUUUCCCCCUCCCGUCGACCUCGCUUUCCCCCUCCUGUCGGCCUCGCUUUCCCCCUCCCGUCGCCCUCGCUUUCCCCCUCCCGUCGCCCUCGUUUUCCCUCCCCAUCGCUCGCCGAGUCGACCUCUCCUCUCCCACCUUUCGUGGUGUUCCCCCCUGUUCACUCCCUUUCCCCAUGCCCACCCUCAUCCCCUUGCUCACUCCGCGCUCGCCUGCGGGCCUCAUCACGACGUCCGCCCGCCCUCUCACACUCGCCACGCCUCCCCACGCACCCUUCCUCAUAAGCCCCUGCUUUCCAUUCCCACUCUCAACUCUCGUCGCCCCUUUUCCCCUCGAACAACUUCCCUGCAAUUUCCUCCCCUUCUAACCCAAUCCUCCUCCGCCACUCCUUGCCUCUCUCACACUCCUCGCCUCUCUCACACUCCUCGCCUCUCUCACACUCCUCGCCUCUCUCACACUCCCCGCCUCUCUCACACUCCCCGCCUCUCUCACACUCCUCGCCUCUCUCACACUCCCCGCCUCUCUCACACUGCUCGCCUCUCUCACACUCCUCGCCUCUCUCACACCCUCGACGUGCGCAAGGCGCAUGCCAUCAGCGCACGCCAGGCAGCGGCCAGCAUGGUGGCGCUGUUCGGCAAGUGCAGCACGGACUAA
Closterium sp. Naga37s-1 is the source of this 948-nucleotide messenger RNA. Lineage: Eukaryota; Viridiplantae; Streptophyta; Zygnematophyceae; Desmidiales; Closteriaceae. The record is from the annotation of a GenBank genome assembly.